Messenger RNA from Thamnophis elegans (Western terrestrial garter snake), 658 nucleotides. Its product is annotated as GTPase IMAP family member 9-like. The transcript is spliced from 2 exons. Gene Ontology annotation, molecular function: GTP binding. Lineage: Eukaryota; Metazoa; Chordata; Lepidosauria; Squamata; Natricidae. The record is from RefSeq and is a predicted model, not a curated record. The coding region runs from base 14 to 658 and encodes 214 amino acids.
GACUGGUCCGGAAAUGACUAUAAGCAUCCCAGGGCCUGAACGGAGGAUCGUCCUGGUGGGCAAAACAAAAAAUGGGAAAAGUGCAACGGGAAACACAAUUCUGGGAAGAAAAGUCUUUAGUUUUGGUACAUCAUCUUGGCCAGUAACAAAAGUAUGCCAAAAGGAGGAAGCACAGCUGAAUGGCAGGAAGGUUGUGAUUGUUGAUACGCCUGGAUUUUUCCAUACCAGACGUCCACAGCAGGCCAUUGCUGCAGAAGUGAGCGAGAGUGUGAAGUUUUGCUCCCCGGGUCCCCAUGUCAUUCUAUACGUGAUGCGUCUCUUUCGUCCCCCCUGGGAGGAGAGGGAUGUCCCUCAGGAGAUCAUUGAGGUUUUUGGUUUGGAGGCCAUAAAUUACAUGAUCCUCUUGUUCACCCACAAAGGUGACCUGGAAGGUCGAUCUCUAGAAGAAGUUAUACCUUUCCUAGGUGAAGACCUGAAGGGAUACAUUGCUGCAUGUGGGAACCGGAUAUUGGCUUUCAACAACGAGGCCGAAGGGGAAGAACGAGAUGCUCAGGUGGCCGAACUGAUGGCCAUGAUUGAUGAUCUGGUGGAAAGGAACGGAAAUGCUCCUUGUUUCACAGAAGACAUGAUGAACAUCAACAAAAGACACAAGUUCUGA